GAAAUCUAUUUCUUAAGAUGGCGGACGAUUCACAGACGAGUCAGAACUCUUCGCGGUUUAGUCAUUCAGAUCUCCCUGAAUUGCUGAAUCAAUACUAUAAGAGAUUAUUUCCUUACAAGUAUUUCUUUCAGUGGUUAUCGUAUGGAGGAGGUCAGAAUUUUUAAAGAACACCAAACAAUAUUUGGUUGAUAAGACGUUGACCUUUAGUCUUCAUCGUAGCUUGUUUUUCACUAGUUGAUGUUUCCUUCUACGUUGAUUUCUCAGUACCCAAGAAUUAUUUUCUCCACCGAGAAUUCUCUUUCACGUUGAAAGAUGACGUUUACUUGCGGUAUCAAUCAUUUGCCGAUCAGCAAGAACUGGAAAAGGAAAUCAUCAAACGAAAUCCAUACAAGAUUGACAUCGGAGCCGUCUUCUCACAUAAGGCAAGUUUCUCAUCUGAGCAUACAUGUCAUUGUAUUCUUCUGGUGAAAGAUAGUUUAUUAUCGUUUAAGAAGCUAUUAAACGGUUUAAGAAUAACAGGAAUUAAACAAAAACGUACUCCAUUCUUUCAGCCAAAGGACCACAAAAUGAUCAAACCUGGAGCUUUUCAGGCUGAAGAGAAGGAGUUAGUAUUUGACAUUGACAUGACAGAUUAUGAUGAAGUUAGGACAUGUUGCAAGUGAGUUCUCUUUUGUAAAAUAUUAGAUGAUGCAAAAAUUUUGUCUCAUCGUUUAUUUAUUAGAUAUUGAAGAGAAACAUUGCGGACAGGUCACCUGUCUGACAGUCCAGAUAUAUGUUAUUGACCGAGCGUGAGAUCAAGAUGGCUAGAUAUCGGCCGAGUUCUUUCUUUUACGUUUUUUCUGAACCGAGAUGAAGACGGGAAAGAUAAAAAGGCUUGGUCGAUGUAGUUUAUUGAGAACAUAGUAAACGUACUUGUACCAAUGUCAGUGAUGCCAUUGUAGGCCUACUGAAUGAUGUGAAAGUACUGUAAUCAAUUAACGCGUUUGUGCCAGCUUAUAAGACACCUGAUUGAUGAAUGAAGAAAGUAAUUAAAGAGAGAGUGUCUCCAUACGAGUACACAGCAGACAACAAGGGAUUUAUCAUAUAGCAGAAAGAUCAUUGAAGACAAUUUCAAAUUUUUGAAGAUUUUGAAAGACAGAAAAGAAAGCCAACUGUUUUUGUCCAAAAAUUACGAGCAUUGUAUGUCCAUUUCAAGUGAUCUUUCUUCUCACACUGGAUCAAAGGGGUAAUCCCAAAUGGGUAAGAUGGACUUAUAUUGCCUGCUCAGGUAGUUCAAUCAGUUCACCCUUGAGUGUGAAAAGGAUAGACAUUUGCCCUUUCUUGAUUUAAAUGUGUACAAAGGGGAACAAGGGAAUUUCAAGAUGUGUCUAUUGUAAACCACCCACACUGACAAAUACCCCGUUUUCAAAUCACACCACCCUAUUUGCCAUAAAAAGUCUGUAGCCAAAACUUUACUCAGGAGGGCUGACUGUCUACCAUUUUCACUUGAUUCGAAGGCUGAGGAGAGGAAAUAUGUUUCUAAUGUCUUAAAGGCGAAUGGCUAUACCAAAACCUUUCUCCAUAACUGCCAAAAACCAGUUACAACUAGUAGCACUCCCAAUGAGAGGGAAACAGUGACUGGUUUUGCUUUUAUUCCCUACAUUCAGGGUGUUACAGAACCCAUCAAGAGAAUUUUGAAUAGCUACAAUGUUAAAGUUGCUCAAAAACCUUUUCAGAUUUUGGGGUAUACUUUUGCCAAACCUAAGAAUUCUGUCAGGAAAGAACAACGAACAGAUGCUUUUUAUUCUAUUCCAUGCAAUGACUUUGAUAACAAGUACAUUGGACAGACCAGAUGUCAGUUUGGUACACGUUUGAAAGAGCGUCAAAGAGCAGUUUUCUUUUGAAAAAAAGAAAAUUCAGCUUUAUCAGAGCAUGCAUGCCUAACUAACCAGACAAUUGGGUGGGAUAAGUCUAAAAUUGUCACCAAUAAUCUGUGUUACCACUAGCACCUUUGUUUAGAAGCCUGGCAUAUCAGCUCUGCCCACAAUCCUUUAAAUUGUGAUGAUGCCAGCUUACUUCCUGAUGCAUAUUUACACCUCAUCCAAAAAAGAGCAGCUAAUUAGUGAGGGUAUAAAAGGAACUCUGAUGACUGAUUGAUGUUUAGAUUGAUUACUUCCUCUUUCUUUCAUUUAUUCAGAGGUGCAGACAUUUGCAAGAAAUGUUGGAAGUUUAUGGUUGUUGCAAUGAAGAUAGUUGAUAGAGCUCUUGAAGGUAAGAUUAAGUGCAAUGUUUUUACGUAACAUUAGUCAUGUACACUAUAUUGGAGAGAGGUCAUGAGGCACAGUAAAAUAUUACAAUUUAAUGUCAGUUUGUGUAAUAGCCCUAUUUUUGCCAUUUGUACAUUGUAUCUUAUGGGAAACUAUGCAAUAGGGCCUGUAGAACCACUUGAUUUAACCCUUCUUUCCAUCAACCCAUGAGGGAAACUGGAUACUAAGAGAUGUCAUAACGUUUUGAUACCCAUCUGGCCCUGAACAAAUUAUGCUUGUGAUAUAUUGAAAACAAUUUCAGUUCACGAUUCAUCAUAAUUUAGUGGGUGGCAAGAUCGCAAUGAAAGAAUCAGACUAAAAUAUUAGACAAUUUUAAUUAACAACUCCCAAAAGUGAUUGAUUCAUGUAACUUCUCCAUGUAAUAUCCAAACACUUUCUAACAAACAGAUAUUGAGAAUACUGAAACUUACCAGGUGGAAGUUAUCUUGAUCUUACAUCAAAUUCUCAUAACUUAUUCACAAGUAAAUAUGUAGCAGCUAGAAGGGAGAAUUAACAGACAGAUCUUGGGUAUUUAGGGGUUAAAGGAAGAGGACUGAAAUGCUUCCUCUCAGCUACUGAUCUCAACAAUGCUAGUCCUUUUAACACAUUUAAGUUUCUAUCAGCGAUUAAAAUUCAGUGAAUUGAUAUUCCUAUUCAUAUUGGUCAGAGGCCUUCUGACACAAAGGUUUGCUGUAGUAGUUCUAGUAGCAUUGUGUUAACCAAUGUUAUGAUAAUAUAAUUUUGAGAUGUAUGUUUCUAUUUGUAAAGAAUAUUGAGAAAUAUAUCCCAUUCAAGAUAUUUAUUUUAUACUGUUACAGUUAUCACAAGAUUUGUUUGAAAGAGAACCUUUUGGACUAUCACCUUGUGUGAGAAAUUACUUUUUGAGAGACUUGUAUCAAAGUAUUUAUUAUGUGGACAAUUUUGAAAAUGAUAAAGUUUAGUGUUAUAGUUCAUCUUUGUGUUGAGGUCUCUUUUUGUUGGUGAAACUAACUUUGCCUUUUUUUCAAUUUGAAGCAUCAAAUUGAUUGAUACAUGAAGCACACAAAAUAUUUUUUGAGAGUUCCACCUGGCAUCAUCCUAAGUGGAUUAUUGUGAUAUUAAAAAAAAGCCAACAACUGAAAACUUCUUUUGUCACAAUUGCGACUUAAUUUGUGUCAGUUUUCUGGGUCUGCCAUAAUAGGUGACAAAUCUGGAGAUACAGUGUCUUGGUUAUUUUAUUAAAAGCAAUUAAUUUCCAAAAGUUUCUCAGCUGGCAGUUGUUUUGGCAAGCCAUGAAGUAAACAGAUGAGCAGUGCUGAGCUUAUUGACUUCCUGCCAGAAUAAAAAACUCUAUUAAAUUUAAUACUAUUCAAGUACCUAAGGGAUAAUUUUAACUAAUUUUGUGUCAAUAGUUACUCUCAUUCAUAAUUUACAGAGAAUAAAAUAAGUACAGAUCAAUAAAUACUUAGCAAAAAUAUAUGCUUAUGUGCAUAAUCUUGAAGAAGUGGAAGCUCAUAGGCAAACCACCAAGGCCAUAAAAUGUAUUUGAACAACCAAAAGAGGCACAAUGCUUUUUUUUUUUUUUUUUUUUCUUUUUUUUUUUUUUCAGAAAAAAAAUUAGCUUAAACGAUAUUUCAGUUGGGACCAUCCAUUUUCCUUAAAAAUCAAACAGUUUUGCUGCCCAUGUGUGAAUUUCACCAAAAUUGCUCACCAAGAUAUAACACUUGUCAACCCCAGCCUUGAUUACAUGCCCAAUAUGAUGCUAGGAACUGUGAAAGGGCUAUUCUUGAAAAAGUGUAAUUGGCAAAGUAGUUUUCCUUAAAAAAUAUAGAAAUUAGAGAUUAUCUGGAUAAAGUAGCAUAUAGUCUUGGUUUGUAAAAGUUAUCUGCUGUUUGCAGUGUAUCAUUGUAAAAAAAUUCUUUUAAUUGUUCUUAAAAGUUCCUAAAGACUUACUUUUAAAAAGCAAAAUGCAUAUAAACCCUGAAAUACCAUUGGAAACUAUAUCAGUCAACCUUAACAUCACUAUGUUUGUGUGUUUACUGAGUUGCAAGCUAUUCCUUUUCCUCUAAAUUUGUCAUUGAUAAGUUGUGUUGGUUUAUUAAAGAUAUUUUGCCCUUGAAAAUACAAAACUAAAAUAGUUAAAGUUACCAUUUUGUCCUGCAGAGGAUUUUGGCUUCCAACAUAGACUGUGGGUGUACAGUGGUCGUCGUGGUGUUCACUGUUGGGUGUGUGAUGAAUCUGCACGGAAACUUUCACAGAAUGCGCGUUCUGCUGUUGCAGAGUAUCUCAGUGUCAUCAAGGUGCUUAUUCCAUAAGCUUUGUUCAAAUUUUAUUCAAAGUUAAUUUUAAAGGUCAUGGCCUCUCUAUUGUUACUGUUCUUGUUGAAUGAAAAUUGUGGCUCACUGUUUUUCUCAUCUUGAUACAGGGUGGUGAAAAUCAACUGAAGAAAGUUAAUCUCCAUUCACCUUACCAUCCAUACAUCAGGUAUUUUGGUUACUUGCUUUCCCUAAAAUUGUGCCGCCUGGUUGAUUAUCAUCAUGAUGAGUUUAUACCUGUGAUGAAAUUGCAUUUUCUUUCAAUCUUUUCCAGCAAAUCUUUAGAAAUUCUUGAGGCCCACUUUGUUGACCUUGUAAUUGAAAACCAAGAGGUGUUGUCUUGCAAAGAACAAUGGGAAGGAAUGCUUGCUCUUGUACCUGAUUGUAUCCUUCAUCAACUUCAUUUAACUGAAGUUGGUUCUUGAGCUGUUGUUUGGUGAAGUUUUGCUAUGAAUUGUACAACAAAUUUGUUCCCAUCAUGAUAUACUACUAGUCACUAGAUCAUCUGAUAGUCUGCUAAUUUUAUACCCUCUUGGUGCAUUAACCCUUUAACUCCCAGAAGUGAUCAACAUGGAACUUCUCCCUAUAAUAUCCUUAAAUUAUCCAGCGAACAGGUGAUGAGAAUAUUCAAACUUAUCAGGUAGAAGUUGUUAUCUUGAUCUUACACCAAAUUCUCAUAACUAAUUUACAUGGAUAUGUGUAGCAGCUAGAGGGGAGAAUUAACAAUCAGAUCUUGGGAGUUAAAGAGCUAACAGUAAAACUGUUACUUAAAUUUCACAACUUGUCUGGGGUUUCUUAACAUGACAAGCUAUUCGAAAUGAACUGAACACAUCAUGGUCAACAACCACAGAGACUUCAAGGGAAAGAUGGGAUGAACUUGAAAUGAAAUUUGACAGUUGUAACGAGGUAAAUCAUUUGGUUUGUUGUUUCAUCAUGAAUGCACUUUUUUCGGUUGUUAAUUACUUAAUGAUUAGUAACUGAUUUUCCAGCAUGUUUUCUGUAAUUCAGUUCCGUAUUUGAAUACCUUUUCAAUUUAACCAUCAGGUUUUUAACUGUAAUGGCUUUUUUAGUGACCUUUAAAGACAGCUUUACUAGAAAAUUAGCAUUAACUAAUAAUUUUGCAGAGAAAAGAAGCAAAAGAUGAGAUAAUGUUCCAGUACUGUUUCCCUCGCCUUGAUGUCAAUGUCACCAAAGGACUUAAUCAUUUACUGAAGAGUCCAUUCUGUGUUCAUCCUAAGACAGGUCUGGAAAAACAAUAAUGUUAUCUAACAUACUGACUCAUUACUUAAUUUCUUGGGGAUUGAAGUUUUGUUCUAGUUAGCCACAAGAAACAUGCAAACAUGCCUGUAGAAAAAAAAGGUUUUUUUUUAUGUGAAGCAAUAACUUAAAUUUGCACAACUGGAUCAUGCUUGCAUGCAAAGUUGGGAAGAAUGUUAGUCAACCAGUAAGUCAUUCUUGUAAAGAUAUUCCAAGCCUCUUUGUGUAAUCUAAACUUAUGUUUUAUGAAGUAAUGCAAUCAUACAAUGACUUCAAAAUCAACAAACUGAGAUUACCAAGUGCUCACUGGUUCCUACACGCAUACAUCAGUAAAUGAAUUGCACUGGUCAGUCAUUGAGUUAGUCAGUCACUCAGUGAAAUUAGCUGAUUAUUUUCAAAAGUAAUCUGCUUCACUUGUCCAGGUCGUGUCUGUGUACCAAUCAGCAUGGAAGAGGUUGACACCUUUGAUCCAUUUACUGUACCAACAAUAAGGUAUGUGUUAAAUGUCCUUUUCACUCCCCCAUUCCUGUGCCAGUUUCAAUGGUACCUCACCAAGGUAUGAUACCUGUAUUGCCCAGUAAUUCUCUUAAACUCCAAUGCAGAGCACUCCCCACUGACUUGGAUCACAUACUGACUUUGAUUUGGUGACUGAGAACUUCUUUAAAUUGUAUUGCCUUCUAGUCAACUUUGCGAAGAAAUUGAUCAACAUGAUAAAAAUACACCAGACAUGAUUGAAGAUGAAAAGAAAAAGAUCCCAGGUACAUGAAGAACAGUUAAUUGUAGCAAACUAAUAAUUUCUAGGUAGUAAUCAGCUGUUGUUAAAAUUUGCUCACUUUUUUUUUCAACUUAUGACCUGUUCCUGAGAUUUCAGGUCUUCAACCUUUCCCAGUAUUCCUGUUUCAAAAACUCCUUCAAUUUAAAAUUUCCAAGGCUUUAGAGGGGUAAUCCUUGCAGGUCUGUAGAAAUCAUGACAGAGUGCCACGGUAAAACUCCCAUUUUGGUGUGGUUUAUGUUUCACACUGUGACAACCUAUUUAACCCCUAUGGUAGAUAGUAAAUUUGAAAAAUCAAAGGCUUUCAUGUAAAAGGUGUUUAUGUCUCCAUUUGAGCCCAUUAUUUCCAUGGUUGAGUUCUCGAGGUUUUAGAGUUUAUUUGCUGCUGACCCCUGCAAUUUGUUAUACCAAAAUUUAAGUAACUGAAUAUUUUCAUUAGCAAUAGUAAACUUUAUAAGCCAUUCUUAAUAAACAUCAUGAUACUGAGAUUGUUAUCAGUUGUUGACAUACAUUAUGGUCUCUGAAUUUUAAGCUUUCAAGAAAACCUCUCUGGUAAAGCCUAUUGGUAUUUUCGUGGAAUUUUUGAAGAGCCUUGAAAGUGAAAAUGACAAUAGACGGAAAACUUUCAGAAAUGAACAGGGUGAGUAA
Molecule: messenger RNA, 7256 nt
Organism: Pocillopora meandrina
Lineage: Eukaryota; Metazoa; Cnidaria; Anthozoa; Scleractinia; Pocilloporidae
Source: the annotation of a GenBank genome assembly